AUGACUGACCAGAUUGUCGAGAGCCUUCCGUUGCUUCCAGCGGAUCGAAGAUCCCCCUUUAUCAUCUAUGUCCUAGGAGCACCGGGUUCCGGAAAAGGGACGCAAUGCAGCAGACUGGCAAGCAAGUACCACUUCAGACACAUCUCUAUUGGCGACUGGCUCCGAGAAGAAGUACAAGCGAAUUCAGGGCUCGGCAACAUUGUCAGGAGAUAUGUCGAAGCAGGCGAGCUUGUACCAGAUGAGAUCAUGAAGAAUAUCUUCGAAGAAAAGAUCCAACCAUAUGCCAGCUGGAACAAGUCAGCAGCUGUGCUUAUUGACGGAUUUCCAGGACGAAAGUCACAGAUUCCCAACUUCGAACAAGCCGAUCCAGCGAUUGUCCUUUUCCUCAACUGUCCCAAGGACGAGGCAUGCCGGAGGGUUCUCUCUCGUGUCGGUCGAGCGAAUGAUACACAGACAAUCUUUGAGAGGAGGCAUGCAGAGUUCGAGAAGGAGAAUUCAGCGGUGUUGGAGCAUUUCAUGAGGGCUGGGAAGCAAAUUGUGACUGUUGACACAAGCGGGCAGACUGAUGAGUCGUGGAAGAAGUUGGAGAGGGCGCUGGACAAGUCGGAUGUUUGGAAGGAAAUGUUGGCGAAGUUCGAGGCGGAUCUAGAGACAGUCCUGCAAAGCCAGAGUCCGGAGGCAGAUGCUGAGGAGAAGAUUCAGGGCAAAACGGAACUCUGA
This is a messenger RNA of Exophiala xenobiotica, 720 nucleotides long. RefSeq lists its product as uncharacterized. Gene Ontology annotation, biological process: nucleobase-containing compound metabolic process. Gene Ontology annotation, cellular component: cytoplasm. The transcript has 2 exons. The coding region runs from base 1 to 720 and encodes 239 amino acids. Gene Ontology annotation, molecular function: ATP binding; AMP kinase activity. The record is from RefSeq and is a predicted model, not a curated record. NCBI's taxonomy places the organism in Eukaryota, Fungi, Ascomycota, Eurotiomycetes, Chaetothyriales, Herpotrichiellaceae.